CUGCUGCUGACACGCUCACUCUGCUGAUUCACUUCAGCUCAGAGUUCACCAGACCGGAGAACGACGACGACGUACUGCUGUGAAAUAUUUCAUCAGCAGUGAGUCUGGACAAUAACCAUGAAACAAGCCAUGGAGGAUGGUGUCAGUGAGAUGCUAUCCAGUGUGGUGGAAGACGUCAGUCAGGCCGUCGUCCAAGACAUCGGUGGAGCUCAGCUCCUGCACGAGCUGCUGAGUGCACCGUGGCUGCGCUCUCUGCUGAAGAUUUACGAGUGCCUGUUGCAGUUUGAGAAGUCAACGCCCACACCGCUUCUGCCUUAUGCCUCAGGACUGUCACGAGAGAUUAUUAUUACAAUACAGAAGCUUCACCGUCCCUCAACUGAAGCCAGAGAACUCUACAGCCUCCUCAGCUCACCUCACAUCCAGGCCGUCCUAUCGUCCCAUGACAGUGUUGCUCAGUCGGACUAUGGACCUGUGUUACCUCCUCUGCCUGAUGAGAUGCCUGAGGACGAGGAGGCCAUGAGGAUCGUUUGUCUGGUGAAGAACAACCAGCCGCUGGGAGCGACGAUUCGUAGGGACGAGGAGACGGGAGAGAUCUACAUCGCCAGAGUGAUUCAUGGAGGACUGGCAGACCGCAGCGGCCUCCUCCAUCCUGGGGAUAUGUUGGUGGAGGUGAACGGGAACCCUGUAGUGGGUCUGGAGCCGGAGCAGGUCAUCCAGAUCCUGAUAAAUUCUCACGGGACGAUCCUGUUCAAAGUGAUUCCUGACGCCGGUCAGAGUGGCAACAGGCACAAGGCGGUGUACAUGCGUGCGAUGGUGGACUACUGCCCCCUGCAGGACGCCUCCAUCCCGUGUCCUGACGCCGGUGUGGCGUUCAGCCGAGGUGACCUGCUGGAGGUGGUCGACCAAUCAGACGCUCACUGGUGGCAGGCCAGGAAGCUGCCCUGCACGGCGUCCUGCGCCGGCCUCAUCCCGUCUGCUGCCACGCUCAAGAGUAAACAGAGGGAGCAGUGGUGGAGUCAGCCCAGCCAGGUCCACACCUGCAUCAGACCCUUGUCUCUGCCUGAUGACGACGAAGAUAAAAGUCUCUCUGACGACAGACGGACAGAGCUGGAAGACUUUCACCUCGAUGAAGCCGAAUCUGACGUGACUGAAGGAAUCUACCUCGCUGGGUUCCGGCGGAGCUUCCGUCUGUGGCGGCGGUCGUCCUUCAGGCGGCGCCGCCAGUCGUGCACGUCGUGCUCGCCGAGCAGCAGCGGGCUGUCCACGCCGUACGAGGAGGUGGUGCUGUACCAGCGCCUCCCGCAGGAGAACCACCGCCUCGUCGUCCUCAUUGGAGCUACCAGAGUCGGAGUGAAUGAACUCAGGAAACGACUCAUCAAACUGAACCCGUCCACCUUCCAGGGACCUGUACCCCACACGACUCGACCAAUCAAAGCAGGGGAGCAGACUGGGCGAGAGUACCACUUUGUGAACAAAGAGCUGUUUGAAUACAUGGUCUGCAACCACAGGUUUGUGGAGUAUGGGGAGUACCGUGGUCAUCUUUAUGGGACAAGCAUUGACUCGAUAGACGAGGUGAUGAGACGAGGACGGAUGUGCAUCAUCGACGUUGAACCACACAGCAUUCAGCAGCUGAGGACCAAGAAACUGAAGCCGUACGUGAUUUUCAUCAAAGCUCCAAGUUCAGACGACCUGAGACAAACCAGGAGGGAUGCCAGGGUCCUCACCAACUGCCCCGUGAACAGAGCCUUCACCGAGGACGACUUCGUGGAGCUGGAGGACGCGUCCCGGCUGAUGGAGAUGAAGUACUGUCAGUUCUUCGAUCGAGUUCUGGUGAACGAAGACGUGCAGGACGCCUGCAGGCAGCUCUGCUCCCUCAUACAGGAGAUGCAAGAGGAGGCACAGUGGAUCCCCGCCAGCUGGACCCGGACAGACGAGUGACAGGAGG
Molecule: messenger RNA, 1945 nt
Organism: Centropristis striata (black sea bass)
Lineage: Eukaryota; Metazoa; Chordata; Actinopteri; Perciformes; Serranidae
Gene: mpp4a
Product: MAGUK p55 scaffold protein 4a
Exons: 21
Coding region: 130-1938 (602 amino acids)
Cellular component (GO): plasma membrane; adherens junction
Molecular function (GO): protein binding
Source: RefSeq, a predicted model, not a curated record